GCAAGGCAUCAGUAACUACUUAUUCAUCGUUUUGAACGAAAAGAACGAAAGAGUUAAUAAAAAAAAUGCGUGUUCUCGCUAUAUUUUUCGCGAUUUUCAUCGCGGUUUUGUGCUUCAUCAGCAUCCAAGGACAAGAACAUAAGGCCAUUUGCCCAUGCCCAAGGAAUUACGACCCAGUUUGCGGAACAGAUUUGUACACCUACGCCAACAAGUGCCUUUUCCAAUGCGAACAGACUCAAGCCCGUGCUCGUGGAUCUAAAUUGGAAGUCCUGAAGUUUGGAGAAUGCAAAUAGUUUGUUUUAUGCAUCUAAGAAAAAAUAAGUAUUCAUGGACGGAGGAGUGUACAGGACAUUCAGGAUCUACGUAAAAAUGGAUUCAACUAAUCUCUCUAAAUUUCACUGCAAAUAGCUCAUGCAAAAACGGCUGCAAUGGCUAGUCAUGAAUAGUUAAUUGUUAAGUGUUUGUUAAUCUGUUAAUUUGCCAUCAAAGUUUAUUUAUUUAAUAAAAAUAUCAAAUAAAAUUGGAACCUCCCGUCCAUA
Messenger RNA from Hermetia illucens (black soldier fly), 539 nucleotides. RefSeq names its product leech-derived tryptase inhibitor C-like. Gene Ontology annotation, molecular function: protein binding. Lineage: Eukaryota; Metazoa; Arthropoda; Insecta; Diptera; Stratiomyidae. The transcript has a single exon. The record is from RefSeq and is a predicted model, not a curated record. The coding region runs from base 66 to 293 and encodes 75 amino acids.